AGCAGGUCCUGGCUGGGCACCUGCUUUUCUGACUUCAGUCAUUCCUUCCCUGUGUCAUUAAGGCAGAGGAGCAGCUGGGGGAGGGGCGUAGGAGGAGAGAGGGUGGCAGCUCCCUCAGAGAGGGAAGCAGCUACAGUGCCUCCCCUUCCCAGACGUGCAGCUGGAGCACCAGGAGGCAGCACGCUCAGGUUUGUGCCUGCUCUGCUGCCUGUGAGGGUGCCCUGAGAACCCUGAAGCCGAGCUGAGCCAUGACAUAGACACAGGAAACCCUGGAGAGAGCCUGGUUUCAGCAGACUCGCCUGUGAGGAAGCCUUUGGAGAGCCCCCACAGGGACGCCCCUGGCUCCUGUGAGGAAGGGGCUCUGGGCCUGGGCCCCUCUGCCUCGGGGCGGGGAAGGCUGGGCUGCAGCUAUGGACCGUGAGCUGGCCCAGCCCUCGCCCCCACUGAGCCUGCCCGUCUGCGGCCGCCCCUGCCAUGAGCUCCUCGGUGUACAUCACAGUGGAGCUGGUCAUUGCCGUGCUGGCCAUUCUGGGCAACGUGCUGGUGUGCUGGGCCGUGUGGAUCAACAGCAACCUGCAGAACGUCACCAACUACUUCGUGGUGUCGCUGGCGGCGGCCGACAUCGCAGUGGGUGUGCUCGCCAUCCCCUUCGCUAUCACCAUCAGUACCGGCUUCUGUGCCGCCUGCCAUGGCUGCCUCUUCUUCGCCUGCUUCGUCCUGGUCCUCACACAGAGUUCCAUCUUCAGCCUCCUGGCCAUCGCCAUUGACCGCUACAUCGCCAUCCGGAUCCCCCUGCGGUACAAUGGCUUGGUGACCUGCACGAGGGCCAAGGGCAUCAUUGCAAUCUGCUGGGUGCUGUCAUUUGCCAUCGGCCUGACGCCCAUGCUAGGCUGGAACAACUGCAGUCAGCCAAAGGGGGACAAGAACCACUCAGAGAGCUGCGACGAGGGCCAGGUGACCUGUCUCUUCGAAGAUGUGGUGCCCAUGAACUACAUGGUAUACUACAACUUCUUCGCUUUUGUGCUGGUGCCCUUGCUGCUCAUGCUGGGCAUCUACCUGAGGAUCUUCCUGGCAGCCCGGCGACAGCUGAAACAAAUGGAAAGCCAGCCUCUGCCGGGGGAACGGACUCGGUCCACACUGCAGAAGGAGGUCCAUGCCGCCAAGUCACUGGCCAUCAUUGUGGGGCUCUUCGCACUCUGCUGGCUGCCCCUGCAUAUCAUCAACUGCUUCACCUUCUUCUGCCCCGAGUGUGGCCAUGCCCCACCUUGGCUCAUGUACCUGACCAUCAUCCUCUCCCAUGGCAAUUCCGUGGUCAACCCCCUCAUCUAUGCCUAUCGCAUCCGUGAGUUCCGCCAGACCUUCCGCAAGAUCAUCCGCAGCCACAUCCUGAGGAGAAGGGAACUCUUCAAGGCAGGAGGCACCAGUGCCAGGGCCUCGGCGGCUCACAGCCCUGAGGGAGAGCAGGUCAGCCUCCGGCUCAAUGGCCACCCCCCAGGGGUAUGGGCCAACGGCAGCGCUCCCCGUCCUGAGCAGCGGCCCAAUGGCUAUGUCCUGGGGCUGGUGAGUGGAAGGAGCGCCCAAAGGUCCCACGGAGAUGCCAGCCUCUCAGACGUGGAGCUCCUCAGCCAUGAGCACAAGGGAACAUGUCCAGAGUCCCCCAGUCUGGAGGACCCCCCGGCCCACGGUGGAGCAGGAGUGUCCUGAUGGCCCACAGAGUUUGCCCCUUCCCAAAGGAAGGAAAUUCUGUCUUUCUGGUUUGUUGGACUGGUCAUGUUGGGAGAAAAGAGACCCACAGGGCAUCUGGUCCCCACUCUGGACUGAGAUGAGGGAGCCCCAAGCUGGAGCAGCAUGAGGCCCAGCAAAAACAUCUGGGGUCUCCGGAAGCAGAUGUUUGUGCUCUGAGGCCCUGCAGCUAGGCCAGGGCUACAGCCCAGCAGCGUCUUGGCUGAUCAGGGCCCAGUCCCCCCCUCCAGAAGCAUCUAAAAGCCCCACCUUGUCUACAGGGCAGCUGUGGCUUAGCAGACUGGGCUGGCCUCGGGCUGGGCAGUGGCUGCCCACACCUCCUGCCGCACACACUGCCCUCUCAAGCCUUCUAGGGCUCAGGGAGCUGCAGGCCAGGGAUGGCAUUUGAGUAUUUUUUUUCCAGGAGAAGAUAUGUGUGAGGAAAUCCUUUUUAUUUUAUUAUCCUCCCCUGCCUGUCUGCUGGGUCUGUUGUCAGUCCUGCUGCUAACCUGGCACCAGGAGUCCGCCCAGGAAGUCUCAGGCAGCCCUCUCCACCUGCCAUGAGCUACCAUGCACUUAGUCCCAGGGCCAUCUCUUGGGGCAACAAAUCUGGGCUGGAUGACAGGGAGUUGUAACGGGAACAGGGCCAGGAUGUGGGGUAGGCCUCAGGGUGAGGUCGCGGCUAGCAGGCCAUGGACCUGUGCCUGGAUAGCUCAGAGCUGCCCAGUAGAGCCCCUGUCCAACUGCCUGUUCUUCUAAAGGGGCUGCUUGUUUUGUUUUGUUUUGUUUUCUGAGAUGAAAUAAAAAUGAGCCACUUUGUGUUUUAAGUUUUUCCAAUGAGAA
Messenger RNA from Cavia porcellus (domestic guinea pig), 2565 nucleotides. RefSeq names its product adenosine A2a receptor (gene Adora2a). The record is from RefSeq and is a predicted model, not a curated record. Gene Ontology annotation, biological process: adenylate cyclase-activating G protein-coupled receptor signaling pathway; G protein-coupled adenosine receptor signaling pathway. Gene Ontology annotation, molecular function: G protein-coupled adenosine receptor activity. The transcript is spliced from 3 exons. Gene Ontology annotation, cellular component: plasma membrane. The coding region runs from base 475 to 1704 and encodes 409 amino acids. Lineage: Eukaryota; Metazoa; Chordata; Mammalia; Rodentia; Caviidae.